CAUAAGAACCGCACUUCAGACCCUCACACUUCUCCACAAACACACUCUCCCCCCUUCUCCCCCAUGGAUUCCCUUACCCUCGUCUGCACCGUCUCCCUUCUCGCCGGCGGCCUUUACUGGUUCGUCUGCAUCCUUGGAUCCGCCGAACAAAAAGGCAAACACGCCAGUCAGCUCACCGGAGGCUCAAUCCAACGUGAAAACGUUCAAGACAAUUACAAUGAGUACUGGUCUUUCUUCCGUCGUCCCAAAGAGAUCGAGAAGACGGAAAAUGUUCCGGCUUUCGUUGACACUUUUUAUAACCUCGUUACAGAUAUCUACGAAUGGGGUUGGGGACAGUCGUUUCAUUUUUCUCCUGCAAUCCCUGGGAAAUCCAACCUUGAGUCCACCAAAAUCCAUGAGCAGAUGGCGGUAGAUCUGAUUCGUGUUAAACCCGGACAGAAGGUUCUCGACGCCGGAUGCGGCGUCGGAGGUCCGAUGCGUGCAAUUGCGGCGCAUUCAGGCUGUAACGUCGUUGGAAUCACCAUUAAUGAGUAUCAAGUGAGUCGAGCUAAGGCACAUAAUAAGAAAGCUGGGUUGGAUGGGCUAUGUGAUGUCGUUUGCGGAAACUUUCUAGAAAUGCCGUUUGAAGAUAAUAGUUUCGACGGCGCGUACUCGAUCGAGGCGACUUGCCACGCGCCGAAGCUGGAAGAUGUUUACGGCGAGAUUUUUAGGGUUUUAAAGCCUGGAUCGAUGUACGUUUCAUACGAAUGGGUAACAACCGAAUUAUACAACGGCGAAGAUCCGGAACAUGUGGAAGUUAUUCAGGGGAUCGAGAGAGGUGACGCUCUGCCGGGGUUGAGGAGUUACUCCGACAUUGCUGAGGUGGCGAAGAAGGUAGGAUUUGAGGUGGUGAAGGAGAAGGAUUUGGCGAAACCUCCGUCGCAUCCAUGGUGGACGAGGUUGAAGAUGGGGCGAAUUGCUUAUUGGAGAAAUCACAUUUUAGUGAUGGUGCUUGAAACGCUCGGUGUUGCACCAAAAGGAACUGUAGAUGUUCACGAGAUGCUGUUCAAAACCGCCGAUUAUCUCACCAGAGGAGGAGAUACCGGCAUUUUCAGCCCAAUGCAUAUGAUUCUCUGCAAAAAGCCAGAAAAGCCCCAAGAAUCUUGAUCAUCUUCUUCGUUGAGGUUUAUUCUCAAUAUUAAUCGUUUUUUUUUUCCAAAUCAGGCCCUUUUGGUUAUUUUUAAUUAUCAGUAUGAUUUAUCUGUUUGAUUACAGUUUGAUUUUCUGUGUUUAAUUUAAUCACUGCUUCUAUUUAGUGUUUAAUGUAGCUCCUAAUCAAAGUUUUGGAAUUUUGUAAUCCAUGGUAUUUCCAUAUUCA
Molecule: messenger RNA, 1357 nt
Organism: Lactuca sativa (garden lettuce)
Lineage: Eukaryota; Viridiplantae; Streptophyta; Magnoliopsida; Asterales; Asteraceae
Product: 24-methylenesterol C-methyltransferase 2
Biological process (GO): steroid biosynthetic process
Molecular function (GO): S-adenosylmethionine-dependent methyltransferase activity
Source: RefSeq, a predicted model, not a curated record